UGGACUUGGCUCAAGUCAUACCCGACGUCUUGUUUGCGUGCAUCCUAGCUUCAGAAAACUUGGCAGUCCUUGCAUACGUCGAUCGCUGCAAGCGUUGGAAUAAAUCAGAAAGGCUGAACUUUGACAUAGAGUGCUUUACAGCCUAUCUGCACCACGAGCCGCCGCACUACCUACAACCGCUGGCCAGUAUCAUCUAUCUGCCUAGUACGAGGAAGCAGAUAUCCCACGCGACUAGGCAAUCACAGUCAGCGACAAUGGCUGGACGAAUAACGAGCUAGGAGUAUAGUGGCUGAAGCACUUUAACGCUUACACAAAGACUCGCGUUGUUGGUGCGCGUCGCUUGCUCGUCCUUGACGGCCAUGAGAGCCACCACUUUCUUGAGUUUCAAGAGCUCUGCAAGGAGAACAAUAUCUACACGCUCUGCAUGCCGCCUCAUUCAUCUCACCUG
Molecule: messenger RNA, 448 nt
Organism: Didymella exigua CBS 183.55
Lineage: Eukaryota; Fungi; Ascomycota; Dothideomycetes; Pleosporales; Didymellaceae
Source: the annotation of a RefSeq genome assembly